GUUGCCGAGGAACGCUCCGUCCCCCGCGCCCGCCUCCUCCCGGCAGCCCAGACGAGAGAGCCCGGCGCAGGGAGGCAGCCAAGGACGGACCGGCACCGAGGGGAGACCGAGAGGCGCCGCCGCCGCCAUCGCUAUGGUGCUCAUCAAGGAAUACCGCGUCCUUUUGCCUGUCUCUGUGGAGGAGUACCAAGUGGGGCAGCUGUACUCGGUGGCCGAAGCCAGCAAGAACGAGACGGGCGGAGGCGAAGGGGUGGAGGUCCUCGUCAACGAGCCCUACGAACGGGACGGAGAGCGGGGGCAGUACACCCACAAGAUCUACCACUUGCAGAGCAAGGUCCCCCCCUUCGUGAAAAUGCUGGCCCCAGAGGGAGCCCUCAAUAUCCACGAGAAAGCAUGGAACGCCUAUCCUUACUGCCGGACCGUUAUUACGAAUGAGUACAUGAAAGACGACUUCUUGAUAAAGAUUGAAACCUGGCACAAGGCGGACCUUGGCAUGCAGGAGAACGUCCACAAGCUGGACCCGAAUGAAUGGAAGAAUGUGGAAGCCGUCUAUAUCGACAUUGCCGACCGGAGCCAGGUUCUGACGAAGGAUUACAAGCUAGAGGAAGACCCAGCGAAAUUCAAAUCCAGCAAGACAGGCCGUGGCCCUCUGGGCCCCAACUGGAAGAAGGAGCUAGGCAAGCAAGCGGACUGUCCGUACAUGUGCGCUUACAAGCUCGUCACAGUCAAAUUCAAGUGGUGGGGCCUGCAGAACAAAGUGGAGAACUUUAUACAGAAGCAAGAGAGGCGGCUUUUUACGAAUUUCCACCGGCAGCUCUUCUGCUGGCUCGAUAGGUGGGUGGACCUGACAAUGGAGGACAUCCGCAGGAUGGAGGAUGAGACCAAGAGGCAGCUGGAUGAGAUGAGAGAAAAAGAUCCCUUGAAAGGAACAUCAGCUGCGGACGACUAGCGUGGAUUCCUUGUUGUGCACGUUCACAAACCAGCCAGCAGGAAGGCCCAGGAACUCCACCCUCUUGACCAACGGACCAUCUCUGGAUCGAGCCCUCCUCUCGCCAGCCAGCCGGCGACUUGCACUCUCCCGUAGCUAACUCUAGUUGCCCCUUUUAAUCUCGUGAGCAAAUCCAGUCCUCCAGUCCUGAGCACUCCGGCCUUGGCACAUGUGAACGAGGUGGCUCCCUCGAGACGGCCGCGUCUCCGAGCCGCCCGCAGGGAGAGUGUUCAGGCCGCCUCCCACGUGGCCCUCUUUGAUUUUCAAGUGGCGGUUUGGCUACCUAGUCUUGUGAUGUGGUGAUUUAGAUUCCUCUCUGUGUAUAUAUCUCUUUCUUCCCGCCCCCCUCUCUUUUUCAAUACUGGGAUAAACUGCUGCCUUGGUUUCUCGCCAGCUCUUCAUCUUCCUUUGUCCAUUCGCGGAGAGGGGAACUCAGUAUUAGUCCGGUGAAUGCUGUUUGUGGCGUCCCGAAUGACUCUCCGGGCUUCUGUCACCCGGGAGCAGGUGUUGCUGUUAUUACACCGCUCUUAAGAGCACGUGGGGAGGCCUCUGUUGCUCGCCCCACUUCUUGCUGCUUGAUCCCCCACCACCACCCUUUUAAGGUAGUUUUGGGGCCCUGGGCGCUCUGAAUCACUGUUGCUGCUUUGGGAUUGUGUGUGUGUUGAGGUGAGUGUAUUGAUCCCCAUUCAACCUCACACUCCAGGGAGGCUGUCUUGUCCUUUUCCUACGGCCGAUCAGCUGGACGGUCUUUUGAUCCGACUGCCUGGAAGUUGUGCAAGCAGAAUUCAGUUCCCCUCUCCGCCGUGCUCAGGUGCUUGCGUGAGGCGUUGUGCUGCUUCAAAGCAAUAAGGGGCUUUUGUGGAGAGGUUUGUCUGCCUUUUGGGGUUCAUUUAGAGGCUGUCAAAAGGUCAUGCGUCGGGCCCUGGAGUUUCGGCGGUGGAAGGAAUUAGCCCGACCGUUGAAGCAGUUCUAAAGCCCCGGCUUCCCCUGCUCGAGGUGGCUGCUUCAGACAAUCAGAAGGACAAGUUGGAAGUGAACCAGGAUUUCUGGCUUGAUUCAGGAGGUAUCCACAGAAAUUCAACUGGGGCCCUGCUGGCUGUGGCCCUUUGCUGUGCAGCAUCGGCUACCAGGCCUCCCACCUUCCCCUCCGAAGCAUGCCGCAUCUCCAAGGCCCUUGCCUCUGCCAAUUCCUUGGCUUCCACUGCAAAUUUGGAGGGGCGGAAUGCGGAAGACGCACCCUGAGCGCUGGACACAGGCUGGCAGCUUUGCUUGGGAGGGGGAAGGUGCCUCUGAGGCUGUUGAUCCCUGUUUUCCUUUUCUUUGCCCAUUCUUUGCCUUAUUGACGUCCAAGUGCAAUAAACCUUAACCUGUACCGCUAGAUAGGCUCUGGCACUGACCUUGGAGACCUGUGUGGGAAAUGGAGGUUUAGCAGAUUUGCCGAGCGGGAACCAAGUUGCAGUAGGACCCAGCAUGGAUUCCUACUUGGCCUUGGAGAGUGUGAAAAUCCCCCUUGGGAACCAGGGACGGGUCCUCCUCUGUUCCUCCCCUUCAGGGCAAAGAGGCCCCUGGCUAAUCUCCCUCUAGUCCAAAAUGCCGCAAAUUGGGAAUUAAAACACUGAGCAUCUUAUUGUGACGGAAUGUAAGAGGAUUCCGGUGCUGGAGAACACAUUUCUGUGUUCUUGGCUGUUCUCAUAUCACUCCUCAGACUUGAAGCUUUGUGUCUCUGAGAGGCUUUUCUGGUCGCCCCCACCACGGCUCUAUGGAAACAGAUGGUGACAUUUGAGAGAAGGGGGGGGGGGAGAAGCGGAUGGAAAAGAUUGUGGUAGGGAAGUGAGAGCUCUUACGGAAACGCCAAGCUUUCCUGCUUAGCGGUAAGAAGAAUGCGGAGAACGUCUAGUCGUCUGUGUGUCUUUUGUUCUGCACUUUGUGUUUGAGUUUAGCCAAUGUCGUUCCCCCCCCCCGCCCCCCGUUUGAGCUGCGGUUAAGGCAUCCUAUACGGGAACCCUUCUCUCCACCCGCUGCAGCCCCGGUUGACCUCUUUGGGCGAGCUGGGGCGGAGAGCUUGGUGACGUGAAUGGCUUCAUCAUCCAGAAUCCCCAAACCUGCUGGCUUCUGGGGGAGGGGAGCAGGCGGGGGGGGGUUUCUCCUCUCCGGGUUUCUGGCUCUGCAGCUCCAGUGGGUGGAGAGAAGGGGCCCCUCGACUACCAGCAUGCGAUUGCCUUCCUGGGCGCCUUUAUUUGCCGGGAUUCCCUGACGUUUUGAUUGGUUCCUCGUGCUAUUCCUUUUGAUGGCAUCCACUUUGUAGACUUGAUUAGCUGAUCUCAUUGUUUUCUUUUAUGUGAGUUUGUGCCUUUUUGUCUCCUAAUCUUCCAAUACAGGCAUAUUGGAAACAAAUCUAAUAAAAUCAUAGAGGAAGCA
Molecule: messenger RNA, 3406 nt
Organism: Hemicordylus capensis (graceful crag lizard)
Lineage: Eukaryota; Metazoa; Chordata; Lepidosauria; Squamata; Cordylidae
Gene: PITPNA
Product: phosphatidylinositol transfer protein alpha
Exons: 12
Coding region: 134-949 (271 amino acids)
Biological process (GO): phospholipid transport
Cellular component (GO): cytoplasm
Molecular function (GO): phosphatidylinositol binding; phosphatidylcholine binding; phosphatidylcholine intramembrane carrier activity
Source: RefSeq, a predicted model, not a curated record